UAGCUGUGGAAUAGAGCUGAACCCGAUGGGCGGACAGGUAGAGGUGGCCGUCUGGUGAACGUAGGGUUUAGAGCUGGCGUCCCAGCCCACCUCCUCAAACGGGAGGGGAAACAAAGACGGCGAGAGAGGCAGGGAGAGUUGCCUGUAAGUUUAAGCGCCUUUCUGUCGCGACUCGCGGAGAUAAAUGAGAGUUUGGAGGCGCGCGCAGUUAAUCAGCGCUACGGCUGCCUUAACAGCGCGCGCAACCCGCAGAUCAUUAGGUUAAAUGGAGGACGCUCGCGUCCUUCCCGAAUCGAUGCAAUUAUUGCCGGCGAGGAGGCCAACCGUCGGAGCGGCAGCACUAAUUUUACUAACCUGCUAUUAAUUAUGGUGUCCCCCACGCCCCAGCCGGCGUUUAUAACCCGCGGGAGGGAGCGGUGCCGGCUGCUUCGGUUUUAAACCGGGAAAAGUUGGACAGCCGGAGCGGAGGGUGGCGUUGGGAAGCGUGAAAUCGGUAGGCAAGAGUGUGAUCGGUGGAGCUAUUCACUGGAACGUCACUCUGGUACAGGGGGUUAGGGAAGUGGCCGUGGUGCCUGGGGACCCGAGGGCUCCGCGCUCAGGUGCCGCACGCUGAGACAUGGCUGCGGUAGUUCUCCGCAGCUCCCUGCAAAGUCAGCCGGCGCAGGAGAGAGGAGAGAAACCCUGCCAUGGCACAGCCGUCGCUCCGAGGUUUUAGCCGAAGCCUGGCGUGAUCGCAGGUUAAAGAAAGAAAGUUUAAGAUUUCAUGUAAAUAAAUUAAAUGUGGUUUUCUGCUUCGUCCUAUAAGCAUCUAGGGACCUGUGGUUACCAAUCAAUUGGUACAAUAGAGCAGAGCCAGGCUGCAAUAGCGUGCAGAUCAGACGUCUCGCCUUGUUUCUAGAUAACUGGGAGCCUCUGUACCAUGUCAUAUCCUCAGUUUGGCUACCCUUACUCCUCGGCACCCCAGUUCCUAAUGAGCACCAACUCCCUGACGACCUGCUGCGAGUCCAGCGGCCGGACGCUGGCCGAGACGGGGGCGGCCGCCUCCGCGCAGACCCCCGUCUAUUGCCCGGUGUACGAGAGCCGCCUGCUCGCCACCGCCCGCCACGAACUCAACUCCGCCGCCGCUCUGGGGGUCUACGGUGGUCCCUACGCCGGUCCCCAGGGCUAUGGAAACUACGUGACCUACGGCACCGAGGCUCCUGCCUUUUACUCCUUGAACAGUUUGGAGGCGAAGGACGGGAGCGGCUCUGCGCAUGCGGGCAUCGCCCCCGCGGCUGCCUACUACCCUUACGAUCACACCCUCAGCCAGUACCAGUACGACAGGUACGGCACGAUGGACGGCGGGACGCGGAGGAAAAACGCCACCCGGGAGACGACCAGCACCCUCAAGGCCUGGCUGCAGGAGCACCGCAAGAACCCCUACCCCACCAAGGGCGAGAAGAUCAUGCUGGCCAUCAUCACCAAGAUGACCCUCACCCAGGUCUCCACCUGGUUCGCCAACGCCCGCCGGCGGCUCAAGAAGGAGAACAAGAUGACCUGGCCCCCGCGGAACAAGUGCUCGGACGAGAAGCGGCCCUACGAGGAAGAGGAGGAGGAGGAGGAGGAGGAGGCUUCGCGGGAAGAGGCGAUGAAGAGCGGCAAAGCCGAGGAGCCCACGGGCAAGGAGGAGAAGGAGCUGGAGCUCAGCGACCUGGAGGACUUGGACGCCGUCGAGUCGGAGAGCUCGGAGUGCGAGCUGAGGCGGCCGUUCCCGCACCCGCUCCCGCUCCCGCACCCGCCGCGGGCCGCCGAGCCCCCCGCCAAGAUGCCGCUGGCCGCCGGGGAGGAAGAGGAGGAGGAGGAGGAGGAGGAGGAGGAGGAGGAGGCGGCGGAGCGGGCGCGGAGCUGCUUGAAGACGGCGGCGGGGGGGGAGUGCGGCCCCGAGGUGCUGGGAGCCCGGCAGCGCGGUUGCGAGUCCAAAAUGUGCUUCCAGCCGGGGCAGCAGCUGCUGGAGGCGAAACCCAGGAUUUGGUCCCUGGCGCACACGGCCACCUCCCUCAACCAGGCCGAGUAUCCCUCCUGCAUGCUGAAACGGCAGGGGGGGGGGUCGGCUCCCCCCGCCGCAGCCGCAGCCGCCGCCGCCGCCGUCUCCGCCCCGGUGGGUGUCAUCGAUAGGCACCAGGAUUCGCCGGUCACCAACCUCAGGAACUGGGUGGACGGGGUGUUUCACGACCCCCUGUUCAGGCACAGUACUUUGAACCAAGCCCUGAGCAACACGACAGUUUCCUGGGCUACCACCAAAGGAGCCGUGCUGGAAACGGGCGCCUUGGGACGGGCGGUGGGGAACGGUGCCAACGUGCUCAAGGGGCAGCUCUCCAACCUGGCCCACCAUGACUCGAACAAAGAGUUUCUGGCGUUUCCCAAAUCAGGAAGCAAAAUGUUUUGUUCCUAACGGGCCCGCCCGAGGGGCGAAGGACUUUCUAAACGCGUGGUGAAGUCAGCUACACUGAAAAGAGAGACUUGCGAGAGUUUAAAACUUUUUCCUUUUUUCUAAAAAAAAAAAAAAAAAAAACAAACACCAAACAAAACCCCAACAGAAACGAGGAUUUAAAGUUCAGUUCGCUCAGUUCAACGGACAGACUUUGCUCAUUGCUGUUCUGAAGAAUUUCUCCUGGCUGCGACUUUAAGGGAUCAAUGUCGUGAAAGUUAUUUAAUUCCAUGUCCAAAAAGCACGUCCUAUAGCGUAGACCUACUUAAAAAGUUUACAUCCGAAAGUUUACAAACGGGAAAUUUUAAGUCAGAUUUAAUUUAAGGCAUGCCGACAUUAGUUAUAAAGACUUUUCGAGAGUUUUUCCUCCUGAUUUCCUUGUUAGCAUAUAAUUCACAAACAGCACUUCUACUGAGUUUACACCUACUGCACAAAUUUAUCUUGACAAAAAAGAGAAUAUGUUAAAAGCUAUGUUCACUCCAAUAAAUUGUCUGUUUCAGAGGUA
Molecule: messenger RNA, 2972 nt
Organism: Harpia harpyja (harpy eagle)
Lineage: Eukaryota; Metazoa; Chordata; Aves; Accipitriformes; Accipitridae
Gene: IRX4
Product: iroquois homeobox 4
Exons: 6
Coding region: 920-2431 (503 amino acids)
Biological process (GO): cell development; neuron differentiation; regulation of transcription by RNA polymerase II
Cellular component (GO): nucleus
Molecular function (GO): DNA-binding transcription factor activity, RNA polymerase II-specific; RNA polymerase II cis-regulatory region sequence-specific DNA binding
Source: RefSeq, a predicted model, not a curated record